Molecule: messenger RNA, 2495 nt
Organism: Halichondria panicea
Lineage: Eukaryota; Metazoa; Porifera; Demospongiae; Suberitida; Halichondriidae
Exons: 8
Coding region: 1-2328 (775 amino acids)
Biological process (GO): DNA integration
Molecular function (GO): nucleic acid binding
Source: RefSeq, a predicted model, not a curated record
AUGGUGGAGGAGAUCCGAGAGUAUGUAAAGAACUGUAGCCAGUGCCAGAGAAUGAACUCAGCAUUUGUAAAGACAAAUGCCAAACUCCAUCCGAUAUCUGUACAACCCAAAGUCUGGCAUCAGGUUGGCAUAGACUUGAUAGGACCUUUGCCGAUUACACCCAAUGGCAGCAAAUAUGUGGUAACAUUGGUCGAUUAUUUUAGCAAAUGGGCUGAAGCAGCCCCACUCCCUGACAAAACUGCAUUUGGAGUGGCAAUGUUCCUGUACAACUUGUUUUGUCGGUUUGGGUUUUGUGAGGUGCUGAUAUCGGACCAAGGCCGUGAGUUUGUUAAUCAGGUCAACACAGAGCUUUUUCGAUUCACUGGAACAGAGCACAGGGUCACUUCAGCUUACCACCCACAAACCAACGGGCUAACUGAACGUUUCAAUCAAACACUUCAAACAGCACUACUCAAAUAUGUGAAUGACUCACAGACCGACUGGGACUACCACUUGCCCGCUAUUCUCUUUGCUUAUAGGACGAGUAAGCAAAAGGCAACAAAGUAUUCACCUUUCGAGUUGAUGUUCUGUCGGAAACCUGUACUCCCUAUUCAACUGGAGUUAGGCAGCGAGGGUGAACUUGAGCAGAGCUGGGACAUUAGUGCCAUUAUGACCCAUGCUCGAGCUGUUACAAAGUUAAAGGAUGAUAUCCACAGCAAAGCCAAGAAGAACAUUGACAAUGCCCAAGAAAAGGACAAGAUGUACUAUGAUCGGAAGCAUGCAGACAAGAGGCCAGCUAGGGAAUGUAAGAAGGGAGACAAGCUGAAGCCUCGGUGGUUAGGCCCAUAUACGGUGGUGGAGUGCUUGGACAAGGGAGUCUUUAAGAUUGCCAACCCUAAGACUGGAAAGACCUUAAAAAAGGCUGUUAACCAACAGCGGUUAAAGCAUUCCCAUGGCUCAGACUCCGAAAAACCUCUCUUGGAUCAACAUAGUUCUCUCUCGGAUCCUUCCGAAUUAUCAGACAACCAUCACGAUGAAUCUCUCGAUCAGUUUAACCCUUCUUUGACGAGUACUCCUGUGAAAGACCCAAGCAAGAAGCUGUGGGAAAAAAAUUGUGAUUUUCCCUCUUCUCACAAGCCAGACGCCCCCUCCUCUCACAAGCCAGCCGCUCCCUCCUCUCACAAGCCAGACGCUCCCUUCUCUCACAAGCCAGCCGCUCCCUCCUCUCACAAGCCAGACGUCCCCUCCUCUCACAAGCCAGCCGCUCCCUCCUCUCACAAGCCAGACGUCCCCUCCUCUCACAAGCCAGAUGCUCACUCCUCUCACAAGCCAGCCGCUCCCUCCUCUCACAAGCCAGACGCCCCCUCCUCUCACAAGCCAGCCGCUCCCUCCUCUCACAAGCCAGACGUCCCCUCCUCUCACAAGCCAGCCGCUCCCUCCUCUCACAAGCCAGACGUCCCCUCCUCUCACAAGCCAGAUGCUCACUCCUCUCGCAAGCGAGACGCCCCCUUCUCUCAGGUUAAGACUGCAUCCUCUAUGGAGCCACCUUUGAAGAAGCAAAGGACUACUCAGUCUGUAACAAGAAAGAAUUCAAGCUACUGGGUGAAGGAUUUGGACCUGAGGACGGGAGACAAGGAUGUAGUUCUUGCUGAGAGCGGGAUGCUUUCUGACCGUCAUAUGUAUGCUGCGCACAAACUGAUGAGAAUGCAAUUUCCAAAUAUUGAAGGCUGCUAUUCUACUCUUCUGGUUCAGAAGAUGUCUUUUCCUGCAGUCACUAGUAGUGAAGCCACAGCCGUGCAGAUAUUCUUUGUAACAGAGAGGCAUCACUGGAUUGCGACAGCACUCAUCAAGGGGGAACUUUUCCUCUUUGAUAGCUGCUUCCAAUAUGGGAAAGACCUGGAGCCAAGUGCUGAGCUGCAAAUUGCACAGAUGUAUAAGCCUUUAAUAGCGCACAAUGGGCUGUUACUAUCUGUGGCCUCCAUUCAACAGCAGAGCAGUGGCAGUAACAACUGUGGUUUGUUUGCAAUUGCCGCUGCAUACCACGCAUUGCAAGGAGACAAUCUGGAUACCAUCACCCUAAAUGAAGACAAAAUGAGGCCACAUCUUGUGCGUUGCUUUGAAAAUGAGAAACUCAGAAGAUUUCCAAAGUCAAAAGAUAUUAGUAGCCGCAAGAGACCAGAAAGAUUUUCCAGCAUAGUAAUUACGAUAUACUGCCCUUGUCUCCGUCCUGACUGUUAUGAUGAAAUGGUCCAGUGCGAUACGUGUAAUGUGUGGUAUCAUUAUAAAUGUGUUCGUAUUAAAGUAUCUCCACUUGGAGAUUGGUUUUGUCCUACUUGUAGAUCUAGAUAGAAUUUUUUUAGCAUUUCGUUAUCUUCCACUAGCUGUUUUUGUUUAUACACUGUUAAUUUGCACUGUUGUUUUGUUUGUUUUUCAUGCACUGUAGAUCUAUUUGUUAUUUUGAUGGAUGUUGUUGUAUUAUAAGUUUUGCUUUACAGUGACCGUGAGACGUGUGAAAA